Messenger RNA from Scophthalmus maximus (turbot), 6916 nucleotides. It is a transcript of the gene tdrd12, whose product is annotated as tudor domain containing 12. NCBI's taxonomy places the organism in Eukaryota, Metazoa, Chordata, Actinopteri, Pleuronectiformes, Scophthalmidae. The coding region runs from base 136 to 4476 and encodes 1446 amino acids. The transcript is spliced from 38 exons. The record is from RefSeq and is a predicted model, not a curated record. Gene Ontology annotation, biological process: germ-line stem cell division; transposable element silencing. Gene Ontology annotation, molecular function: metal ion binding.
CAGCGACCUCUAACGGACAGGGUUUGAAGGGCUUCUCUCUUUUUCGUCUCACGGAUUCGCCGAAAUCGUCCGUGCAGAGGCUCGCAAGCAGUGUCUGCUGUUUUAACGACGAGGGACGAGUGGACUGACGAGGAUAUGACGAAAAUAUCAAUUCUGAAGGUUGAGAACCCAUCCUGCCUCUGGGGUCGGGUUGUUAGGAAUCUGGGUGGCAACACGGAGUCGACAGAACAAUAUAACAAUCUGCUGGCUCAGAUGAACCUCUUCUACCAUGAACUCACUCAAGACCUGUGCAAGUUGAAUCCCACCUCGAUAGAGGAGGGACAGGUGUGUGUGGUGUACUGGUCAGUGAUGAAGUGGUGGUGUCGGGCUGUGGUGGAGUCAAUCAUCGUGGACUCGGAGUCCAGUCAGGCUCACUGCCUCCUGGUCGACCACGGAGAACGGCUCGUCGUUGCCUCAGACCAGAUCCGAGUCGCUGUACAGACUUUUUUCCAGCUACCUUUUUGGGUGAGGAGGUUCCACCUGGCAGGAAUUAAACCAACAACCCUGCGAGUGUCUGUUUACGAGGAGAAGGCAGAGCUUACUCCGUCCGCUCAGUGGGACAGCUCAGCUACGCUCUACCUGCACAACCUGCUACAAGCAUCUACUUGGACAGAGGCUGUGUUGCUUGAAUCUGAGUCAGACUCCACCUCCAUCGAGCUCUUCCUCAGCAUUGGGAACAUCAAGAUCUGUGUGAACGAUGAGCUUGUGGCCAAGAAGUUUGCAUACUACAUCAGAGAGUCGGCUGAAAGCAGUGAGUUGGAUGAGGUGGAUCGACUUCCCAUCAUGUUGUCCUCCAGCAUCUUAACCCAGACCGUCUCCAUAACCUCAAACAAGCUGACAGCAGAAACUCCUCCAUCUCCUGGUCUGGUUGCAGGCAGAGCAGGUGAUUGGCUGACAGCGCCCUCUCCACCUCAGAGUCAACAACCUGAUCUGUCGACGUCCGAGGGAGACUGUAGGCCUAAUGUGACAGAUGAACGACUGUCUCCAGGCAGCCAAUCAAAGAGAAGCUCUUACUCUUCUGCUGCAGAGAGUGACUCAUCAGAUGACACCGACUCCUCUCUGGCUGCAGCUCUGACCAAAAACGUCAAUCUGUUCAAUUUCUUGAAGUUUCUGAAUCCUUGCAGCAGCUACCAGCAGGCUGCUCGUAGUGUCGAUGAGCAUGAAGAGCGGAAUGACUGUCAACCUAAAGAGACAGCUGCCGCCUCUAGUAUCUGCACAGGACAGGAAAAUGAGCAUGUAACACUGGAUGAGGAUGUGCUACCUAUGAGCCAUGAAAAAAGUGGAGCUGCAGGUCUUGACCUCACUCGGGUUGAAUAUCUGGCAGAUGAAAACACAAGCAGCUCCAUUGGAUCAGUAGAGUCAGGACCAGCAGAAGCAGAGAAGACGUUGAGUGAAGUGGGCUGGGUCUGUUCCCGGCUUUUGGAGUGGUUGAACCCCGAGCCUCUGAACCCUGAUCCAGACGCUGCAGAUGACGCUGUUGUUCCCAGUGAUCCCAGCAUGAGUGGGAUUCUAGUGCACUCUGUGCUCCCAGUUCAGCCCUGCACCAGUCUGGAUGAUGCCCCCAUCACUGAUGGUCUCCGUUGGGUGCUUCGGGGAAAGCAGUACAGCACUCCAUCUCCAGCUGACUGUUAUAGCUGGCCAGCUGUUUCUCGAGGAUGCAACACAGUCAUCGUGUCCCACAAUGCUGACCAGCCCCUCAGCUACCUCACCCCACUCCUUACCCACAUUCUGCUCAACUCCAUCUUCAGCUCCCUCACCUCCAGCACAGGGCCCAUAGCAGUGCUGUUGUGUCCAGGCUGGGAGAAGGUCCAGGUGGUGUAUGACCUGCUGGAUGAUAGCAAGAUCGCCCAUGUCCUUCACCCAGUUGUUGCGCUGCCAGGUGUCGAGAAGGACGCUGCAAAGACUGUCAGGAUCCCAAAGAACUGUCGACUGUUGGUGACCACUCCCUUCAGUUUCGUCCGUCUGCUGUCCUGUCACUGCUUCAUGUUCCUGCGUCUUUACCACCUGGUGCUGGACGAGGCCGACCAGCUCUUCACUCUUGCUCCAGACCAGAUGGUGGCCAUCUUGCAGCAUUUCCAGAAGGUGACCUCCACCGAGGAAAAGGCCUCUUGUCCUCAGCAGCUCAUUGCUGUGGCGAAGCGGUGGACCAGUCACAUGGAGAGCCUGUUAACCAAUCACAUGCCCUACCCCUGCAUUGUCAUGACCGUCCCUGAGGAAGCUGCUCUCUAUGGGAACGUUCAGCAGGUCAUCCUCAUGACUCUCGAGACCAGUAAGAUCUCAGAACUCUUGGGCGUGUUGGAUUUCAGCCCAGAUGUCGGCCAGAAGACUCUGAUCAUUGCCAACUCUACUCAGGAAGUUGAAGACGUGUUCAAGGCCGUGAGCAACAAAUCGGCAUUCUGCCUCAAGACUCACGAGGGAUUGACACACCAGUUCGACUUUGUCAUCCAGCAGUGGAGAAAAAUCAUCGGCUCUGGCACUCAUGUUAUUCUUGUAACCACCCACGAGUGUCUGAAGUGUUUUGGGAUCAGAGAUGCAACUUGUAUCGUCCACUACGGCUUCCCCACCUCUCCCAAGCUGUUUGGCAGCCGACUCUACUGCAUGUCUGAAAACUUCAGAAACCUCUCAGAACGGGAUCAAGCAAAGAGCUGCCCCCAUGCCACCAGGUCGGUGCUGCUGAUCUCAGAGAGAAACGCCCGUCAUAUUGUCGGGGUUCUGCGUUACCUGGGACGAACCAACGCCGUACUGCCCCCUGAGCUACUGACCUUCGCCCAGGGCCUCCACGUGGCCCGGGAGGACCUGAAGACCAACAGGCCUCUCUGUAGCUACCUGAAGAGCUUUGGAGUGUGCAGAGACAGCAGUGCAUGUCCCGACCGUCACAGGUUCAUUUCCCGGCUCGAUCAUUCUGAGCUUCCUGCCUCCGGAAUCAUAGAGGUUGUACCUCUGUUCAUCAAGACAGCAUCGGUCUUCUACGGUCGUAUCGUCAGGAAAGAGGACGGGGGUUUUGAUGGCUUGGCCUCUGAGAUGGCUUCUUACUACGCUGAUAAGAAACCAAGAGGCACAGAGUUGUUGGAGGGAGGCUUAUACGCUGUGCAGGAAGACAACGUCUUCCACAGGGUGAAGAUCCUCUCUGUCCCCGACAGAGGUGACCGCCUGUUUUUCAGGGUCUUCGUUCGGUUUAUCGAUGUAGGAAAGGAGGAGCAGGUGAAAUCCCAUCAGAUCCUUCAGCUGCCGGAGCAGUUUCACUCUCUGCCUGGCCAGGCGCUGGAGAUCGUUGUCUGCCGGGUCAGACCAGUAGACUCCGAGAUCGACUGGCACCCAAAGGUCACCAGAGCCAUCAGUCAGAAGGUCCGAGGUCUGCAGCAUCGAGCCAGAGCAGUUCUCAGUUUGGGAACUACUGUCUUUGUUGAUCCCAUGGUUCGGGUGAGCCAUGUGCCUGGUAUGAAAACCGUGAUCAAUGAACACAGUGUCCAGGUUGAGAUCCUCAACACUGGCAUGGGGGUUAGCAACCAAGAACAUAUGAAACUGCUGAGGGCGUUGUGCCAGGAGGGUGAGGCCAGCAGCAGCAAGGAGGCAGACCACAUUUAUGGGUUUGAGGACAUCUCAGUGUCUCUGGAGGGCAGGAUCAAAGCUGAGGAAGAAGUUCUGGCUAAAGUCUUCAGAGCAGCCCAGGCUAGGAAGCUCUCAGACCCUCCUCAUAUCAAGCCAUGUGAUCCAUUAAAUCCAGUAUCUUCAGUGAACCAGUCACCAGUCCCUGCACCACAAGCUCCUAAACUCCACUUGGUCCCAGUGUGUGAGGAGGCGGCCCUGUCAGACAUUCAGGCUGCAAAAGAACAGAGAAACAAUCGAACAUCUGAUCUGAAGCCAGCUGAACAGAUGAGGAGGAACAGAGAUGGAGGAGAAAUUUGUCCCACACCCGACUCGACUGCUGCUCUCAAAUCAGGUGAUAGUGGUUUGCCUGCAGGUGACAAUUACAGCAACAGCCAGCAGGUUGCCAUCAGAACGAAUGGAAUAGAAAAUGAUGUAUCCACAAAAAGUUUCCAUCCUCCGGUCCGCUGGUACCAGAAUUCCAACUCUAUGAUUGUAACUGUGAAGCUGAUGAACCCAGAGAGUCAGCGCUGUGACUUCUACCCUGACCGGGUCAUCUACAGUGGCAGAGUGAACGAUCAGUCAUACAGAGCCGACCUCGAGCUUCAGGGCAACAUCGCUGUGGACCGCUGCUGCUGGGAAAUGAAGUCCAAUGAGCCAGUACUCAAACUGGUCAAACAAGAGCAGGGGCACUGGGAGAAACUCCUCAGGAACAAGAAUAUUUUUGUGAGUUACGAUAUGGAGCACUUUGAAGAUGAUGAAGACAGAGCUCCAAAUGGUCUGUGGUCAGUGGGUGACACAGGAGGGGAUAGCUGGUACGUGAACACAGAGAGCAGCAGUGAUAGUGAUUGAAGAUUCAUGCUGAUCAACCCUGAAAAACAAAAAAAGGCCCUGUUUCACAUCUUUCCAGAACCCUCCCGUUAUCUGUCAUUAUCUUUUGGAUCACAAGAAUAUUUGUUUUGGUACCAUUGACCUCCUUAAAGGGUCAGUAAGUGAUUCUGGAGAAAGCUUGUUUUUUCUCUUUGUUGUCAUUGUGAAUUUACUGCUCUGGCCGUGCCACUUACCCAGGUCUUCCGGUAUGGGAGUCCGACGCACUAACCGCUAGGCCAAAACAUCAGAGUUGCAGCGCCACACGCCAGCAUGUCUUCUAAGGUGUCGACGAGUGAUGUUUACAAACUGCACUUGCAGUGUUGUGUUUGAGCGACCGCUAACGCACAGUGAGGAAAUAUUCCCAGAUUUUUUACAAAAUGUGUAUUGCUUUAGGAUCGCUUACUGCCCCUUUAAUAUUGAAGAUUGUACUGUUAGGUAUAUGGGAAUCCUUCUGCAGGGAAUUUAGAGAUUCCCAAACCAUGAAGUUGCCUCAAAAACUGUGAUUCCUAAUUUUUUCUCAAGUUUAAAUAGACAUGCGAUGUGACUGGAAGAGUUCUGCCACAGUCUUGGUAAUUAAUGGGAAACACUUCUCAAGUUUUUGGCACUUUAUUGUAGUAUCUAUUAUUUACACUCACUUACUGUCCAAAUACUUGUGGCCUGGAGUGUUGAAUAACGUGAUGUAUCUCGCUGAAUUUCUAAGUUUCAUUACAUUUUUCUUUCUAGGUCUUUAAAUCCUCCACUGUUAAAGCUGAACACAUCUUUUUUGAGUUAGUUUGUAAUACUUUGAGAGAUUGUUGUGUUGUGCAUUGACUUUGUAUGUAAUCUACUCGCGCGAAUAAUUUGCAUUACGUUUGGUGUGAACGCAUGUGACACAAUUUUUUUGCGCGGGCAAAAGUAAUGUGAAAAUUCGCAUUGCGUCCGCUGUGAAUGCACCAUUAGUCUUGAUUGGCCCAGUCAGUAACCUGACCUUAAAUCAACAGACCAUUGCUGUCUCCCAAUUCAGGGGCUAUUUACGUCACAAGGUCGUUCCGUCCUUACUGUUACAUCAUUAUCUUUGAGUCACUGCACUUACUGCAGCUCGGCUCCUCGCGUAGCUGGUAAUGAAACCAGCACAAUGAAUCCUGGGAUAGGUUGGCCCAAGAAGACAUUCUGAUAUGCAUAAAGCUUUACAUAGCUAUUUUUUCUAAUUGUCCUGGCUGCAUGAACAUUUUAAUACUAACAUAGUAAUAAUGUGUUGUUCCACAUGACGGUGUGACUGAUGACAAAAGUUUUGAUUUUGGGAUGAACUCUUUAUUUUUCAUUAAGGAUUUUGGCAAUUGAAUUGAAAGAAAAUUAAUUUAAUAAUUCAACCUUUGUAUCAUUUGGUAGCAGUAAAAGAAGUAGUCAACUUUAAAUUACAUUUCUUUUAAACAGUAUAAAUGCUUCAAAACACUGCAGCACAAUGCGGGUCAAUGGAUGGUUCACCACUGUCCCUACUCUUUAAGUUGGUGGAGUUUUAAUCAACAUGAACCUUUCGUUAAACAGAACAGUUGAGGUUUAAAAAAUAUAUUCAGAAAUGUUUGCAUUUGGAUUUUCUGUCGAUUUUCUCCAGAACCACUCAUCCUACAGUCGUUGCAGACGGGCUUGUGUCUCCAGCAGUUCAGCCUUGAAGCUUACUGCACACGGUUUCUCAACGUUAUUUAUAACAUAGUGAGAACGCUGCUUUGUCGCUCUCUGACCCGUCCUACCUGACUCAAAUCCGUGGGUUACGGGUGAACCUGGGUUUCACUGAUGCACUUUCUUCAGCCCCCCGCAAAACACAAGUGAAGUUUGAAAUUAAAUAAAUGAGUACUUCUCCAGAUAAUUAAAUGACAGAUUCAUCAAUUUACAGUUCGAUACGUUUUCGUGGAGAUUUAAAUUAAAGUGAAUUUAAUUAAUCCCACAGAGGGAUUUGCUCAUUUUCAAGAUGCAAACGAAAACCUUUGAUAUUGUAGUUUUGAUAAAAAUUUGGUUUGUAAUUUAUUCUUUGGGUUAACAGUGCCAUUAGAGGCAGUUGCUUUGAUUUUGUGAUGUAUUUGUUAUUAAAGAGUUGAUUGGAUGUUCAACCCCCUUCACUUUAGUAUAUUUGUAUUUUUCUGUUCACUCCCUCAAUGAAAGAUACUUACUUUGAGCUCAUUGAUGAUUAAACCUGUGAAGUUUCUGGUUUUACAGUAAGAACUGUGAUUCUUGGGAAUGUUUUAUUUGUUGUAAUCUUGUAUUUACAGACGUGUUUCAGCAUCUGCUUCUGUCAGAGUUUCGCAUUUUUAUAGGCUUAAAGGUGAGGGAGGGCAGACAUCACAAACUGACACCAGCAUGGCAGCAGAGUGAAACUUUGAGCCAAGCUUUUUCUUUUUUCCUCGCUGAAUGUUUUCUGCACAAAUAAACCUGCUUUUCCUUUGUUCAA